AUGCCGUUUGAAAAUUUAUGUUAUUCGUAUAUUAAUAAACCGGGCGAUAUUGGAUUGAGUGACGCGCUUAGUAAUAUAGUUGCUAAUACAAAUGAAGAUUUUGUGAUUAAGAUGAUAUAUUGCGUAUCAAAUAAAUGCAUAGAUGGCAAAAGUCAGGAAAUUAUAAAUAUGUGUUUUAAAAGCAUGCCGGUUGAUAAAAACUCAGCUGAUCCUAGCAAGAAUAUGUUUUUUUUACGUAUUGCAACUGAUGAUAUAAAUAAUCUAGAAAGCGGCGAAAUUAAUGAAUCGGAAAUAGGAGAUCUAUGGAUGUUUAUGUAUAAUAAUAUGAAUGCUAGUAAAUGCAUGUCUACGAUUGAUGCGGCACUGAAUGCUAAGGUGAUGAAUCCUACUGUAUUGGCGAAACUAGUUGGUGCGAUUGUUAUAUCAGAAACAGAUGAUGCUGGAAAUCAUAAAAAUCUGAUACGAAUGAUGAGUGAUUCGAUUUAUAAGCGGUUUAAAUAUAACUGCAUGGAGUUGGAGGAUUUUCUUAAUCAGCUUAAGGUUCGCAAUAAAGAAGCACAUGCAGUAGUAUUUGAAUGCUUGGCUCAGAAAGAUAUGCUUAUGCUAAAGAUGAUUUUAUCAUCGAAUGAUAUCAUAAAUCAGAUAGAGCUUAUGCAUAUUGUAAGUAUUAUAAAUAGAAUGGGCGUAAAGAACGGCGAAGCUGCCAAGGGAGUGAUGACGAUGGAUAUAGAUAAGCUGAAAAUUAUACUGGAAAAAAGGGCAGGAACUGAAAAGUAUAAGAUUAUUGGAAUGUUGUUGCCAUAUAUUAUUACGUCUGAUGCAGUGCUAAAAGAUUUAUUGGCAAGUAUUUUAGAAGAAGAAGGCAAUGAUGAUUUGAGUGAAGAGUAA
Ordospora pajunii is the source of this 888-nucleotide messenger RNA. RefSeq lists its product as uncharacterized. The record is from RefSeq and is a predicted model, not a curated record. The coding region runs from base 1 to 888 and encodes 295 amino acids. The transcript has a single exon. NCBI's taxonomy places the organism in Eukaryota, Fungi, Microsporidia, Ordosporidae.